Lactuca virosa is the source of this 1284-nucleotide messenger RNA. The record is from the annotation of a GenBank genome assembly. Lineage: Eukaryota; Viridiplantae; Streptophyta; Magnoliopsida; Asterales; Asteraceae.
AUGUCGGAGGACGGGAACAACGGUGUAUUGCACGGGAAGUACGAACUAGGACGUCAAUUAGGGCACGGAACGUUUGCGAAGGUGUACCACGCGCGAAACCUGCAGACUGGGAGGAGCAUGGCGAUGAAAGUUGUCGGGAAGGAGAAGGUGAUAAAGGCCGGCAUGAUGGAUCAAAUUAAGCGAGAGAUUUCGGUGAUGAAGAUGGUACGACAUCCGAACAUCGUCGAGCUUCACGAGGUCAUGGCCAGUAAAUCUAAAAUUUAUUUUGCCAUGGAGCUCGUUAGAGGCGGAGAAUUGUUUUCGAAGAUUGAGAAAGGGAAGCUCCGGGAGGACGUUGCAAGGAGUUAUUUUCAGCAGCUCAUUUCUGCCGUCGAUUUCUGUCACAGUCGUGGCGUAUUCCACCGAGAUCUGAAGCCGGAAAAUCUAUUAUUAGACGAGGAAGGCAAUUUGAAGGUGACGGAUUUCGGGCUUAGUGCUUUUUCCGAUCAUCUUCAUCAGGAUGGACUGUUACAUACAACAUGCGGUACUCCAGCUUACGUCGCACCGGAAGUUAUCGGCAAAAAAGGAUACCACGGCGCCAAAGCUGAUAUCUGGUCUUGUGGAGUUAUCCUCUACGUCCUUCUCGCCGGAUUCUUACCUUUUCAGGAAGAAAACGUCGUCGCGAUGUACCGGAAAAUUUACCGAGGUGAUUUUAGGUGUCCGCCGUGGUUCUCAUCCGACGCACGCCGCCUCAUCACGAAAUUGCUCGAUCCGAAUCCGGAUUGUCGAUGCACAAUCUCCAAAAUCAUGGAUUCGCCAUGGUUCAAAAAGGCAGCUCCGAAAAACCCCAAAUUUAUCUGCGAAGACGACGUCGGAAAUCUGAAAGGCAAGGAAACGGAGACUUUGAAUGCGUUUCACAUAAUUUCGUUAUCGGAAGGUUUUGAUCUGUCUCCAUUAUUCGAGGAGAAGAAAAGAGAGGAGAAACAAGAGAUCAGGUUCGCGACGACGAAGCCGGCGGAGGUGGUGGUGUCGAAGCUUGAAGAGAUGGCUAAGAAGGUGAAAUUCAGCGUGAAGAAGAGCGGAGACGAUAGCAGUUUGAGACUACAGGGCAAUGAGAUAGGAAGAAAAGGGAAGUUAGGAAUAGCGGCAGACAUCUGGGCGGUGGCGCCGUCGUUGUUUGUGGUUGAGGUGAAGAAAUCAAGCGGCGACACCCUGGAGUACAACCAGUUCUGCAGUAAAGAGCUCCGGCCGGCGCUUAAGGACAUCGUCUGGACGUCGUCGACCGAUAAACAAACUCCGGGAUAA